AUGGACAUCACCAACCAUGAAGGCAGAGCUGUACCUUUGGCACCAGUUCAUACAAUUCUCAUCUGUCCAACAGCGGAUUACAAGGCUCCGAACUAUAUCUGCUAUGACUACGUUUGUCAAUACUGUCCCAAGGGAGACCAAGGAGCUCAAGUCCUUUACUAUCCACAAGAAGCCGUUGAUUCACAUCAGAAUGGCCCACGAGUAUAUACUCGCUUUUACCACGAUCAUAGGUAUCAGGUGUAUGCUACCAAUGAAUAUGAAAUGCCUCCUCAGCAUUCUAAAGCUAAAAUCUGUCACUUUUGGUGUCAACAUGAGGUUAGUCCGAGCCCAACUGCCAUCCCUUGCUGUAUGCCUAUAAAUACUGAUUGA
Botrytis sinoallii is the source of this 369-nucleotide messenger RNA. RefSeq lists its product as uncharacterized. The record is from RefSeq and is a predicted model, not a curated record. The coding region runs from base 1 to 369 and encodes 122 amino acids. NCBI's taxonomy places the organism in Eukaryota, Fungi, Ascomycota, Leotiomycetes, Helotiales, Sclerotiniaceae. The transcript has a single exon.